AUGUCCAAAAUAUUUACUCCAACGAAUCAGAUUCGUUUAACAAAUGUCGCUAUUGUUAGAUUAAAAAAGGGUGGAAAAAGAUUUGAAAUAGCUUGCUAUAGGAACAAAGUAAUAUCAUGGCGAAAUAAGGUGGAAAAAGACAUCGAUGAAGUUCUACAAACUCACACAGUUUUCACAAAUGUAUCAAAAGGUCAAGUUGCCAAAAAAGAGGAUCUAGUUAAAAUAUUUGGAAAAGAUGAUCAGACAGAAAUAUGCAAGGAAAUAUUGGAAAAGGGAGAGUUACAGGUAUCCGAUAAAGAGCGACAUUCUCAAAUUGAUGCUCUUUUUAAAGAUAUUGCUACUACAGUGGCUGACAAAUGUGUGAAUCCAGAAACAAAAAGGCCAUAUCCUGUUUCUAUUAUAGAGAAGGCUAUGAAAGAUUCUCACUUUUCAGUAAAUGUUAACAAAAGUGCAAAACAACAAGCGCUUGAUGUUAUACAAAUGAUAAAGAAGGAAAUUCCCCUAGAAAGAGCACAGAUGCGAGUGAGGAUCCUUUUAAGUGGCAAAGAAGCCCGUAAAAUAAGAGACAAAGCAGUAAAACUAACAGCAAAAGUUGAAGAAGAAAACUGGGAAGCCGGUACAGCGAACAUCAUAUGUUUAAUAGACCCAGGAAGCUUCAGGACUCUAGAUGAAAUUAUAAGAACCGACACAAAGGGCAGUGGUCAGUUUGAGUUAUUAAACUUAAAAGAAACAGUUGAAGGUGAACAAGCUCUCUAA
Molecule: messenger RNA, 756 nt
Organism: Leptosia nina
Lineage: Eukaryota; Metazoa; Arthropoda; Insecta; Lepidoptera; Pieridae
Source: the annotation of a GenBank genome assembly